Molecule: messenger RNA, 837 nt
Organism: Perkinsus marinus ATCC 50983
Lineage: Eukaryota; Perkinsozoa; Perkinsida; Perkinsidae
Exons: 1
Coding region: 1-837 (278 amino acids)
Source: RefSeq, a predicted model, not a curated record
AUGCUGUCUGCUGCCACCGCGUUAGUCACUAUGGCAGUGUUAGCUGGUUAUGGUGUCGUCACCGGUGUUGAUACCUCUCUCAAGCCUGGGAAAUACUGCGCCUACCAAGAUGUGCUUAGUCCUAAACCUGGAGUGAUGUUCAAGGGAUGCAUGUUCUUCCAAUACGAUUCUCCUGGGAAGGCUAUCGUGGGUUACAACUAUUUCGGAAAUCACUAUUAUGCUUUUUGGUACGAAAGUGCGGUUAUCAAGGACAACACUUUCAUCCUGAAACGUUUAGGACAUAGUGAGGGUCCUGAGAUAUAUCCUUACUACGAAGUGGGCUUCGAUCUCAAGGUGCCACCGGGGUCGGCCGGAGUUGUCCAGAUGGUCUCUAAGAAGGGUGAGUAUGUUCACAAUCUAACAAUGGAGGCCUGCGCGGAGCGGCCAAAACACGCUUCCACCUGUACCGCCAUCCCCGAUGCCUCAGAACUGUCGGCUACUACCGACGGUUCCCUCGCGGCGGAUGAGGAGCUGGUUACAGAUAUAUAUGGCGCCUGCUCCCCCGAUUUCGUCUGCACUUACUUCGAAGCAACCGGUCCAGUCGCGCUCACUAAGUUCGUAGAUUUUCGGAGUCAGUCAUAUACGCGUUCCGCAGUAUAUAACUCAGGCCUUGGCCGCAUAACGUUAAUUCAGGGAAGUCACGGCGAGCGUAUACUGCUCGACAAUCCCUACGUCAACAAGACGAGGCAGUUCGUUAACGUCCCUGCACAGUGGGUCUACUUCAGGGGCAACAACUCGGUGGAAUUCGUCCCUAACAAUAAAUCUAAGCCCAGCGUGGUUCUGACAUUCAGGGCCUGA